GAGUUAAUGAGCUUGACCUGUGACUGCAGUUGUGGACUUGCCAGAUUCACCGAUGCACACUGCGGGAUAACGGGUGUGUGGCUUAUUGGCAGGGCUUCGGCUAUAAAAUAUCUUCCCAGAUAAAAUGAAGGAAAUCCUUGACCUAUAGACUUAUAGUUACUGGUCAUGCCUCUAACCAUCAUACUUCUGCUGGCAAGGAAUAUAACUAGGGAAGGGCUGAAGAGGUAGGUUUUGAUGUGGCCAUGGGCCGCAGUGUUCCCUUUGAUCAUUCUUUUCGCAUUACCUGGUUUCCUUUAGGUCUGGUCUGACGGUGAGCCUUCACUGAAUUCCUCGGCUGCCUUGUUUCUGGUCAGUUUUAGGUAGAGGUGGGAGGUGGGUCAAGUCAGAGUCUGAGAGCGCUUAUGGGGUGUCGGGUAGAGUAUGAAAGGCAAUGUGAUACAUACGCUUCCGAAAAUGAAAUACCACAAAAUCGUUUUGGCUAUUGGGAGUGAGGGUGGCAGCACCAUAGGGAACAUCAGUGAAGGUUGAAAGCAACCCUGAAAUAUGGUUUUGGAGAAAAAGACUUAGAAAUCACCUCUUAUUUGUACUGCCUGUGUUAAUGAAUGUUGUGAUCUGAGAUUAUAGGAAAUACAUGGUUUCCGUUUUUUUCUUCACUAAGUGAAAAGAUAUGCACUGACUCUUUCUGCCUUUGCUUCCCUUCCAGUGUCAACGAGUGAUACCAAGACAAGAAAAAAAGAAGUGAAACACAGACUCAUUUCCUACUCCACGUGGAUGAUAGCUAUAGCAAGGCAAAGUCUCAUAGUGUAUCAGUUGGGGCAGAAAAUGGAGUUCUAUGGCAGAGGCUUCUUAGACGCUUAACCCUUGUCCCAAUGACGUCAAGUUCGCCCAUUGGCUUGGAAGGUUCAGACUUGUCUUCCAUCAACACCAUGAUGUCAGCGGUAAUGAGUGUAGGGAAGGUCGCUGAGAAUGGCGGGAGCCCUCAGAGCAUCAAGUCCCCCAUGAAGCCUCCAGGACCAAAUCGGAUUGGCCGAAGGAACCAGGAAACGAAGGAGGAGAAGUCUUCCUAUAACUGUCCCCUGUGUGAAAAGAUUUGCACUACACAGCAUCAGUUAACUAUGCACAUUCGUCAGCACAACACGGACACUGGAGGGGCAGACCAUUCGUGCAGCAUCUGCGGAAAGUCGCUGAGCUCAGCCAGCUCCCUGGACCGCCAUAUGCUGGUGCACUCUGGCGAGAGGCCUUACAAGUGCACUGUGUGUGGCCAGUCCUUUACCACCAAUGGGAACAUGCACAGACACAUGAAGAUUCAUGAGAAAGACCCUAACAGUGCUGCAGCUGCAGCCCCUCCGUCCCCACUGAAGCGCAGGCGGCUGUCUUCCAAAAGGAAAUUCAGUCAUGAUGCCGAGUCGGAGAAAGAAGACCCAGCGCCUGCUAAAAAGAUGGUAGAAGAUGGGCAGUCAGGUGACUUGAAGAUGACGGCUGAUGAAGUGUUUCACUGCCCAGUAUGUUUCAAGGAGUUUGUUUGCAAGUAUGGACUGGAGACCCACAUGGAGACCCACUCAGAUAACCCACUAAGAUGUGACAUCUGCUGCGUCACCUUUCGGACACACCGAGGACUGCUACGCCACAACGCACUUGUCCACAAACAGCUUCCCAGAGACGCGAUGGGAAGGCCUUUCAUCCAGAACAACCCUUCCAUUCCCGCUGGCUUCCACGACUUGGGAUUCACUGACUUCUCCUGUAGGAAAUUUCCUCGGAUUUCUCAGGCCUGGUGUGAGACAAACCUGCGAAGGUGCAUCAGCGAGCAGCACCGUUUCGUCUGUGAUGUCUGUGACAAGGCAUUCCCCAUGCUCUCCUCGCUCACCCUGCACAAGCAGACCCACAUCGCUGGGGACCAGGGACGGGAAAGGCUGCAAGCCAAGACCCUGUCUGGUGACACCCUGGACCAGAAGGUUUUCCUGGCCUUGCUGAGCCUGCAGCACACCAAAGAUGUGAGGCCUGUCCCCGCCGAGGAGCCCCUGCCAGAUGACAACCAAGCAAUACAGCUCCAGACACUCAAGUGUCAGCUACCUCAGGACCCUGGCUGUACCAGCAUGCUGAGGCUAUCUCCUUUCGAAGCUUCUUCCCUGGGCAGUUCUCUCACAGUCCUCCCAGCUACCAAGGAGAACAUGAAGCACCUGUCCCUGCAGCCCUUCCAAAAGGGCUUCAUCAUACAACCCGACAGUAGUAUUGUGGUCAAGCCCAUCUCCGGGGAGUCGGCCAUUGAGCUGGCUGACAUCCAGCAGAUCCUGAAAAUGGCAGCCUCAGCGCCCCCUCAGAUCAGUCUUCCACCUCUCUCCAAGGCCCCUGUCACCCCGCUGCAGGCGAUUUUCAAACACAUGCCCCCGCUGAAGCCAAAGCCCCUGGUCACACCACGGACGGUGGUGGCCACCUCAACACCACCCCCUCUCAUCAAUGCCCAGCAGGCCUCCCCCGGCUGCAUCAGUCCCAGCCUUCCCCCACCGCCUCUGAAGCUUCUCAAAGGCUCGGUGGAGGUGGCCUCCAACGCCCACCUCCUGCAGCCCAAGUCUGGCGCCCAGCCACACACGGCCAUGCAGCUCUUCCUGCAGCAGCCUGGGGUGGAGCUGCCUGGCCAGGCAGAGAUGAAGACACAGCUGGAGCAGGACAGCAUCAUCGAGGCCCUGCUGCCCCUGAGCAUGGACGCCAAGAUCAAGCAGGAGAUCACAGAGGGAGACCUCAAGGCCAUCAUGACGGGUCCCGGCAGCAAGAAAUCUCCAGCCAUGCGCAAGGUGCUCUACCCCUGCCGCUUCUGCAACCAGGUGUUUGCCUUCUCAGGGGUGCUGCGUGCGCACGUGCGCUCCCACCUGGGCAUCUCUCCAUACCAGUGCAACAUCUGUGACUACAUCGCCGCCGACAAGGCCGCCCUCAUCCGCCACCUGCGCACACACAGUGGUGAGCGGCCCUAUAUCUGCAAGAUCUGCCACUACCCCUUCACUGUCAAAGCCAACUGUGAGCGGCAUCUGCGCAAGAAGCACCUAAAGGCCACCCGCAAGGACAUCGAGAAGAACAUCGAGUACGUGACCAGCAGCGCGGCUGAGAUGGUGGACGCCUUCUGUUCCCCAGACACAGUAUGCCGGCUGUGCGGAGAGGACCUGAAGCACUACCGCGCCCUGCGCAUCCACAUGCGCUCGCACUGCGGCCCCGGCCUGGGCAGCUGCCCCAAGGGCCACAAGCCCUUUGAGUGCAAGGAGUGCAGCGCCGCCUUCUCGGCCAAGCGCAACUGCAUCCACCACAUCCUUAAGCAGCACCUGCACGUGCCAGAGCAGGACAUCGAGAGCUACGUCCUGGCAGCGGAUGGCCUGAGCCCCAAGGAGGCCCCUGCUGCCGAGGCCUCGGGGAGGAUGGAGGAGGGCAGUGGGGCCUUUGGCGAGCGCAAACCCCUUGCCACCUUCCUGGAGUCCCAGAAUGGCUAUCUUAAUGGGGUUCCCACUCAGCCUCCGCCUCCCCACGUCACCAUCAAGUUAGAGCCCGCCAGCAACUUCUCCGUAGACUUCAAUGAGCCCCUGGACUUCUCCCAGAAGGGCCUGGCCCUGGUCCAAGUGAAGCAGGAAAACGCAGCCUUGUUCCUGAGCCCCUCGUCCACGGCCCCCUAUGACUGCUCCAUGGAGCCCAUUGACCUUUCCAUCCCCAAGAACUUCAGAAGAGGAGACAAGGAUUCUGCUGCUCCCAGUGAAGCCAAGAAUCCUGAGCAGGAACCAGGGAGCAGGGAGCAGUCCUCCCCCUGUCCACCCCCAUGCCCUACUCUGCCAGUGACCUUGGGGCCCAGCGGGAUCUUGGAAAAACCCUCGGCCCUUUCAGCAGCAGCCUCGGCAGCCACUAUGGAAGCCCCCGCUCAGCCACUGCAGGGCUCCGUUCAGGUCGCUGUCCCCAUUUACUCAUCAGCCCUCCUCAACAGCUCCCCUCUCUUGGGCAACUCCACCCUCAUAAGCAGCCCCGCCUUGUUGCGGCCCCUGCGUCCCAAGCCACCCCUGCUCUUGCCAAAGCCCCCGGUGACAGAAGAGCUGCCCCCCCUGGCCUCCAUCGCCCAGAUCAUCUCAUCCGUAUCCUCGGCACCCACCUUGCUGAAGACCAAGGUGGCUGACCCAGGGCCCGCAAGCACUGGCAGUAACCCCACAGCUUCAGACAGCUUAGGAGGCACCGUCCCCAAAGCCGCCAGUGCCCCCACUGACAGCACCAGCCCAAAAGAAUCCAGCAACCCACCCCCUGCUGCCAACAGUCCAGAGGCAGCUUCACCCACCGAGCAGGGGUCAGUUGGCUUGUCAAAGAAGAGGGGCCGGAAAAAGGGGCUGAGGAGCCGACCCCGCACCAGCAGUGGCGGGGUGGACCUGGACUCCAGCGGGGAAUUCGCCAGCAUCGAGAAGAUGCUGGCCACCACGGACACCAACAAGUUCAGUCCAUUUCUGCAGACGGCAGAGGACGACGCUCAGGACGAGGUGGCCGGCACCCCCACCGACCACAACGGGCCCAGUGAUGAAGAACAGGGCAGUCCCCCCGAAGACAAGCUGCUGAGGGCAAAGCGGAACUCUUACGCCAACUGCCUGCAGAAGAUCAACUGUCCCCACUGCCCCCGAGUCUUCCCUUGGGCCAGCUCCCUCCAGAGGCACAUGCUCACACACACUGGUCAGAAACCCUUCCCUUGUCAAAAAUGCGAUGCCUUCUUUUCUACCAAAUCUAACUGUGAACGCCACCAGUUGCGCAAACAUGGAGUUACCAACUGUUCCCUGAGAAGAAACGGGCUUAUUCCCCAGUCAAAAGAGAGUGAUGUUGGACCCCAUGAUAGCACAGACAGCCAGUCCGACGUGGAGACACCGGCUGCAGGAGGCGAAGUGCUAGACCUCACCUCUCGGGAGAAGGAGCAGCCAUGGUCAGAGGGGGCCCCUGAGCCCAGCCAGGUCAAAGAAGAGCUCCCUGUAGAGGAGCUGACUCAGGGAGCAGCUGAGCCUCUGGAUGGGGAGGAGCAGGGAGCCGAGGAGAGCCCAGAGCCCGAAGGAAAACACAGCAUAGAGGACAAGGAUGAGGACGCAGAUGGCCCUGAGGAAGACACGGUCAGCAACAAGAGCCUGGACCUCAAUCUUGCCAGCAAACUGAUGGGCUUCAAGCUAGCUGAGGGUGGCUCUGGUGCUGUAGGCAGCGGAGGCUCGGCCCAGCAGGACCAGAAGCACACCUGCGACACCUGUGGCAAGAGCUUCAAGUUCCUUGGGACCCUGAGCCGCCACAGGAAGGCCCAUGGCCGUGAGGUGCCCAAGGAGGAGAGUGCACUCCCUCGGGACAGUCAGGGCGAGAGUGGGGUGGCCGACGGGUCGACGCCUGUCCCCACUGCCGUUGCCCCUGCCCUAGAGCCAGAGGAGAAGCCCGAGCCCCCGGCUGAGGGGGAGGCCACAUCAGAAGGCUUGUCAGAGAAGCGGAGCGAGGAGGCUGAGGGCACCUCUGACGGGGAGGGCACAGCUGAGAAGAAGUCCUCAGAGAGGAGUGACGAUGACAAGAAGCCAAAGACAGACACCUCCAGGAGUGUGUCCAGCAAGGCAGACAAGAGGAAGAAGGUCUGCACUGUGUGCAACAAGAGGUUCUGGUCUCUGCAGGACCUGACCCGGCACAUGCGGUCCCACACGGGAGAAAGGCCAUACAAGUGUCAGACCUGCGAGCGAACCUUCACCUUGAAGCACAGCCUGGUUCGCCACCAGCGGGUCCACCAGAAAGCCAGGCAUGCCAAACAUCAUGGGAAGGACAGUGACAAGGAUGAGCGGGGUGAGGAGGACAGUGAGAGCGAGUCCACCCACAGUGGCAACAACCCCGUCUCAGAGAACGAGGCCGACUCAGCUCUACUGGCCAGCAACCACGUGGCUGUGACCCGGAGCCGGAAGGACAGCCUGGCCAAGGAUGCCAGCCGCAGGGAGGACCGGGCUGUGGGGCGGACGGCUGGUGCUGGGCAGGCUGAAGCCGGCAGGGGUGCUCCCAAGACCGCUCCCACGGGCAGCCCCAAGGAGCAGGCACCUCGGGGUGACCCUGACCCAGAGAGCCCAGUGGCCCUCGUGCAAGACCUGCUGGAGCUGAACGGCAAGAGGCCUGCCCACCCUCUCCUGGCCCCCGACGGCGCCUCGCCACUGCUGGGAAUGGAGUGACGGCUCCCGUUGUCCCGCAGCGCACAGACAGGCCAGCAGAGCCGUGUCCUGAAUCUACGUUUCGUGAGGUUUCCCAGUGCCCUUCAGCUGUUGGAGAGAGACGCGCAGGAGAGGGCCAGCUCGCUUGGUGCUGUAGCCGCACCACGUGCCCGUGCAGGAGGCCAGCGCGGACAAUUCGAGUGCCUUAACUACUUACCGGUCCUUCAGUGUCGUCCUGGGUGUUGUGUUGUCCCAAAAUGACUUUAAAAAACAAAGCAAAUAUUGUGAUGAAUUAUUUGGAGAGGACCUUUCAUUUAAGCAUUAACAUGAUCUUCUGUGUUGCUGUGUGAGAGCUUGCUUUAGCGAGUCUGUGAUAGUAACGUUUGUUCUGUGAGCUGGAAACAGAAGAAAAAAACAUACCCUUGGACACCCAUAGCCAAUAACUGGAAGAAAAUGAUGUGAAUUUCAUGUAAAUUACCAGAGGAAAUAUGGAUGAAAUGCUCAUUUCUCAGAUAGACUUUUUUUUUCUUUUUUUUUUUUUCUUUUUUUUUUUGUCUGCUAUAUGGUGGUGGAGCUGUAACUUGGUCCUUGGUAUUGCAAGAUGUGGUUAAUAAGAGGUUUCCAAUUUGGUUCAAGCCAAAACCAGGACAGAUUCUAGCUUUGACCUCAUACCUGUUUCCAUUCUUUCAGCAUUAGACAUGCUGUUUCCUGUUCAAGACACUCAAGAUAUUUGUUCUUACAGAGAAGAGUUACCCAGGCAACUUGAUGUAUGGAGAACAUACACAGAUGUCAUGUAUCUGAUUUCCCCCUUUCGGUAUAUAUAUUAUUAAUAUUAUUAUUAUUAUUAUUUUUAGUUCAUCAGUUUGCUGGUCUCUGCAGUCAGCAGAAACAAAUGGGCAAUAUUUGUCCUGGAGACGUGGGUGCCCGGGUCCCACGUGAGCAUCUGCCCGAAGCUUUCCGUGCCCCUCUUGGGUGGGAGCUCUUCUACUGUACUUAGACAAACCUUUCUUCCGUGACUGCAGACUCCAGCAGGGUUCUCCACAUGUGGCUGAGGAGCAGCUCAGAGGGGAGAGAGAGGGUGUGUGCGCCCGGGGCUUCUGAGGAAGCCAGGCAGUGAGGAGACCUGCCGCUCACGGGUCUUCUGCCAAACCCAGCCCAAGCCUUACCCGCGUGUGCUACUGUCAUUUGCAAAGCGAGAAAAUACUACUACUGGUAAUAAAACUGCACAUGCAAGAUUGAAGAUGAGAAAUAGAUUUAUAUUUACCUUCCUGCGAUUUGGGAUUGGUGCUUGAAGAUAAAUGUGUUGUUUGUAGUUUCUAAAAUAACGAACCCCUGGGUGCAAAAAGGCAGGAUCCCCCCCCCCGCCCCCCCCUCCAAGCAUCCUAUGCAAGCAAUAGACUUCCUCGCUGUAGGUGCCAGCAGUGAAAAGAAAUAUAUCCUACUGUAGCUGAGCUUGUUCAGCAUCCUGUCCUUCAGCUGGGACCUCCAGGACGCCCGAGGCUCAGUGCUGCCCGGGCCUCCUGUGCUGCUCCACCCCUCAGACCCUCUUGCCUAGCUCUGGGGAAGCCCCUGUACCCCUCCCUCCCUUCCCAGGGCCCUCGUCCCUCUGGCGCUGAGUGCACCUCCUUCGCACUCAGUGCAAGAGCCGCAGGGGCCCACGGGCCCUUUUCGCGCACUUCCUCACCAGUUGCUGGUGGCCAAAAUCCAACCGCCCAGACUUCAAAGGAAGAUACAUAGUCUUGAAAUAAUAAAAAGUGAUAUCUUUGCAUGUGAAAGGAAAGAAGUUGAGGUAUAUAUAACUUUUAACUGUAUUAGGGAUGUAUGAACCAGUUUCAGAACAAGGUUUUUAUUUACUGUAGGUGACUACACAUCAGAACCAAUGAUCACCGUAUCACUUCAUUACUAAGCUGGUCUGCUUAGUUAAAACCAGUUCAUGCACCCCUUAAUUUUUUAUGACGAUUGUUGUUAUUUUUGUUGUUAUUAUUUGGGGUUUCUAGUUUUGUUUUGUUUUUUCUUUGCAACUCUCCACACUAAAACUUGCAACAUUGUGGAGAGAAGCCGUGACUUAACUCUACGCUGCAGUGAGAUGUAGCAGGAAUCGCCCCCGCAGCGCAGCCGGGGCUGCCGCUCGCAAUAAUCACUAUUGAUUUAAAGCUUUAUUUAGCCUUCAUCUGUACCCUCUUAGUCAAUAAGGUCUUGCCACAUUUUAUUAGUGAGGUUGAGAAAUGUAUUGUUUGUUGUUCUGCCCCUUCCCCUAUAUUAAACUGUGAAAUUUGUGAUUUGUUUAAACUCUGGGUGAAUCAUAGCUUAGUUGCAUGUCCAGCUAAUUUGUUUCUCUACAUUUUGUUUGAUUCUCUUUCUCCUCUCAGGGCUUUUACAAAAAAUAUAUAUAUAUGGAUCUUCUGAAAAGUUUUUUGAGGUGCAAGUUUCUCUCUUUGUUUUUCUCUUUGAUUUGUGGACACAAUGCUGAGAUUCAAUCACUACACGAAACUCCUGGCUGUGAAAACAAAACAAAAAACCCAAAGGGCUGUGUGCGCAGGCAGCCCUGGGGAAGCCGUGUGACAGUCGGGUGCCAGUUUCAGAAAGAGUCAUCGUGCCCUCGGCCCUCUGUUCGUCUUUUCCUCUCCUCUCUUUUCUUCAAGAAGGAAGUUGAUCCUAGUGAUUUCAGCCCAUGCAUUAAACAGGAAACAAUAAUAAAUAUGUAGAAUUCAUAUUUUUCUAAAGGGAACUUAAAAACUGCUGCUACAUGUUAUGUACAAAACUGGUUUAUGCCACAUGAACAGAAUCACAAGUUUAGUUUUGGUACUUUUGUUCCUCUUUGUAUUCAGUUGUAUAGUACUUUCAAAUUCAAAAUGAGAAGAAAAACUGUUCUGUAUCAAACCAUCUAAGCAAUAAAUGUUAUAUUUUUAAAACGGCA
This is a messenger RNA of Pteronotus mesoamericanus, 9075 nucleotides long. It is a transcript of the gene RREB1, whose product is annotated as ras responsive element binding protein 1. Bases 870 to 6179 code for a protein of 1769 amino acids. The record is from RefSeq and is a predicted model, not a curated record. Gene Ontology annotation, molecular function: RNA polymerase II cis-regulatory region sequence-specific DNA binding; DNA-binding transcription activator activity, RNA polymerase II-specific. Lineage: Eukaryota; Metazoa; Chordata; Mammalia; Chiroptera; Mormoopidae. Gene Ontology annotation, cellular component: nucleus. Gene Ontology annotation, biological process: regulation of transcription by RNA polymerase II. The transcript is spliced from 11 exons.